AUGACUGUCAAAGAAACCGAUCAAGAAGUUAUUUUAACACAUCCAAAAGACGCUAAUACUACCGUGACUAUAUUGAAAUAUGGUGCUACGGUCUAUUCGUGGAAAAUGGCUAAUAAAGAACAAUUAUGGGUUUCUACCGCUGCCAAAUUAGACGGUUCAAAGCCAGUCAGAGGUGGUAUCCCAUUAGUUUUCCCAGUAUUUGGUAAGAACGCCACUGAUGAACAUUUAAGCAAAUUACCACAACAUGGUUUAGCCAGAAAUUCCACUUGGGAAUUUUUAGGUCAAGUUAAAAAUGACCCACCAACCGUCCAAUUUGGUUUAGGUCCAGAAAAUGCUAAUCCUGAAUUAACUAAAUUAUGGCCAAUGGAUUUUUCAUUGAUUUUAACUGUUGAACUAGGCAUUGAUCAUUUAAAGACCGCCAUUGAAGUCCAAAAUACAUCUAAUUCAAAUGAAUUAAAAUUUAACUGGUUAUUCCAUACAUAUUUAAGAACUGAAGACAUUGAAGAUACAAUGGUCACAAACUUAACUGGUAUGACCGCAUAUGAUCAAUUAUUAGCUGAAACAUACGUGGAAAGACACCCAGCUUUAACUUUUAGCGAAGAGUUUGACAGAAUUUAUAAAAAAGUUCCAGAAAAUCGUAACAUUCAAGUUGUUCGUCAUGGCCAACCUAUUCAUACCUUAAAGAGAGAGAACUUACCAGACACCGUUGUUUGGAAUCCAUGGAUUAAGAAAUCAGCUGGUAUGGCUGAUUUUGAACCAAAAUCAGGUUUCAAAAAUAUGGUUUGUGUUGAACCUGGCCAUGUUAAUGAUUUUAUAAUUUUACCACCUGGCGAAAAAUGGAAUGCAUCUCAAACUUUAUACAAAGAUGAUUUGAAAUUUCAAGCAAUUAUGUAG
Molecule: messenger RNA, 894 nt
Organism: Henningerozyma blattae CBS 6284
Lineage: Eukaryota; Fungi; Ascomycota; Saccharomycetes; Saccharomycetales; Saccharomycetaceae
Product: glucose-6-phosphate 1-epimerase
Exons: 1
Coding region: 1-894 (297 amino acids)
Biological process (GO): carbohydrate metabolic process
Molecular function (GO): carbohydrate binding; isomerase activity
Source: RefSeq, a predicted model, not a curated record